AUGUACAAGGCCUUGGGCCGUCCGCUCCUCAUGCUUAUAGAUCUUUGUCCCAUCAGCCUGCCUCUGGUCGUUAUUAGAAGCUAUGAGAUCGCAGAACAGAUCGUCAAGGCAUCGAGCGGCUUCCCAUACAGGCCCCCUAAGUCGCCCGAGACUUGGAGGCACUUGGAGCAUCUGACUGGGCCUACUUCAAUUGUAUCUUCUCGGAUUUAUGGUCCUAACUCAGAGCACUGUGCCCAGACUGAUAACCCAACCUAUCUCAUGCGUGUCUUCCACGAGCUUAUCCAAGCCUAUGCCGACGAGCAGGUCCAACUGCCCUGGUGGUACACGCCACGGGUAGAAUGGAAGCGCCAUAAUCUCGCGAAGCGAGCCAGAGGCACCCUCAAGUCCAUCGUCCGUGAGAGAUAUGCAGAGCUCGGCCAGGCCGCCAAGUCCCGCAGCAUUCUCUCCAUGAGCCUCCACGGUAUCGAAGAAUUGAAUGCUAAGACGGUCGACGUGACCUGCGAUCAUUUGAGUACUUUCCUUUUUGCUGGCCAUGAUACAACCAGUAUCACACUGGCCUGGGCGUUCUAUGAACUGUCGCACACAUCCCAUGCACUUCGAGCCGUUCGCGCCGAGUUGAAUGAACUCUUUGGCCCAGAGGCUGCAUCGGUUGGCAUUGGAGCAGCGUGGCCUGGUGAAGCCACCGGACAGCAACCCGAGGUAGGCGAGCACAGCCAAUACAAGGUAGAGAAGGAGAUGUAUAUGAAGAUGCAAGUGACUGCGAAGCCGGUCGACGGCAUGAUGAUGAAGUUGAUGCUGUGCGCGCACCACGGGCGGCGCAUCCACGGCAUGGAAUUGCGUCGUUGCCAGCCGCUGGUCGACCGGGGCUACAACCUCCAAUCCGGUGUCUACUGGGUCCAGAAUUUGAUUCUCUCGCAAGAUGAAGGGUGCGAGGGCUUCACUUUCCCGGAUCCCCCGACUAUAACCCUGCGAUGCCCGCCAUUUCAGCCCGAUACCGUCGACGACGUCCCAUUCUCGUAUGAUACCGUCAACGACUGGUCCAUGGAAAAGACGCAGUGGUAA
Molecule: messenger RNA, 1062 nt
Organism: Anthostomella pinea
Lineage: Eukaryota; Fungi; Ascomycota; Sordariomycetes; Xylariales; Xylariaceae
Source: the annotation of a GenBank genome assembly